This is a messenger RNA of Phaeodactylum tricornutum CCAP 1055/1, 567 nucleotides long. RefSeq lists its product with no specific name. NCBI's taxonomy places the organism in Eukaryota, Bacillariophyta, Bacillariophyceae, Surirellales, Neidiaceae. The record is from RefSeq and is a predicted model, not a curated record. Bases 56 to 445 code for a protein of 129 amino acids. The transcript has a single exon.
AUGGACGAUUAUCCAGCGGGUGACGACAUUCCCGACCCCAUCGACUACCAGCACGAUGAACUCAUGGGAUUCCUCGCAGACAAUCACGACAUGCGGGAAACGGCACGCAAUUCUCUCAAGCAGGGCGUGUGGGCGGGGGGUGGUGCCGUCUCGGGCGGAUUGCUCCUCGGUCCCGUCGGGGGCUUGGUCGGCGGCAUACUCGGCAGUAUCGUGGGAUUUCGACGGCGCGGUGCAACAGCUCCUCCAACUCUCACCGCAUCGCAAGACUCUACUGGUUCGGUCGGUCCAGACGGUGUUGACUAGUGCGGGCGCGACGGUUUCCCAGUUCCAGAGUCCCACGCUCUUUCGAGCCGCCCUUCUCCAGUUUGUGUCCCAACAACAAGUCCGCGAUCAAAUAUGGCGAGCCUGUGUUGACGCCAUGCAUGCUCCCGAAAACGUAGAGUAAGACGUCGCUGAACACGAGGGUGGAAACGUCCGCGCGAACACCCAGCCGUGGCGACCUUUUGGUGUUGACGCCCACCGUACUGCAAUGCUGUACGUACUUGUGAAACAAUUUUAGUUUGCCGU